UGCUCAAAGGUCGCUCCGUACGUUUUAUGGUUUGUCAUUUUAAAGGCAUCAAGAAGAAAUGAAAAUUGCUUUCUAAAUUUACACAAAUGCCACUGUUUUAUUAACUGCUGUAUUACACAGUGAGAGUUUAAAUUAAAGUUACGUAAUUUAAUUCGGUUUUUCAAUUACCAAUUUGUAUAUAUCAAUGUGUAAAUCAGAAAACCGGUGAACAAUAGAUUUAAAUUGUUCUGCUCACUGCUCAGAACUUAUUUAAUAAAUUUGUACCCAGUGUUGUUUUAUAUAGCAUUCUACGUAUUUAAUUGAAAAUGGUGGUUGAAAAAGGUUCGCAUAUGAAUAACCCCUUAGAGCAGUUUGUACUACUUGCCAAGACAGCAAAAGGGGCUGCUUGUUUGGAAUUAGUAAAACAGGUACUAGAAUCACCUGGAGUAUAUGUUUUUGGAGAAUUAAUCGACAUGCCUAGUAUUUCUGAGUUAGCUAAUUCUAAUUACAAACCAUACUGGGAUACAUUAAAUUUGUUUGCAUAUGGAACAUUUAAAGAUUACCUGGCAAAUACUUCCAGCUUUUUACAACUAACUCCUUCACAGAAAAAGAAGUUACAACAUUUAACAAUAGUGACUCUUGCUACAAAAUCUAAGUGUAUCCCAUAUAAUACACUGCUAGACGAGUUAGGAAUUAAGAAUGUUAGGGAUUUGGAAGAUUUAAUCAUUGAAGCCAUUUAUGCAGAUAUUAUUCAUGGAAAAUUAGAUCAGAAAAACAGCCAGUUGGAAGUAGAUUAUGCAAUAGGAAGAGAUAUUAGAGCAGCUGAUAUAACUACAAUAGUAAAUUGCCUUCAAGAUUGGUGCUCAGAAUGUGAAAAUGUACUAUCAUGUGUAGAAUCACAGAUUCAUAGGGCAAAUUCAGAAAAAAAUCGAAGUUUGCAACGAAAAUCUGAAAUUGAACAAGAGAUUGUCAAUAUAAAGAAAACAUUGAAAACCCAGCUUCAAGAACGAUCAGAUGGUUCAGAAGAAGUAAUGACAACUGAUAACAGGGAAGCAGUAUCUGCAGAAAAAGGAAAAAAGGCUACAAAGGCUAAAGGUAUACGUUCAGGAAGUAAAUUUUGGUCCAAAUCAUAAAAUUUUAAAAAUUUUGUUUUAAUUCUGAUAUAAAUUGAUAAACAUAUAUCUGUAUAUAGUUAUAUAGUUAAAAAAUCAGGAGCAUGAACAUGAAAUGGACAUAUAAGAAAUAAUGUCAUGAUACACUGAAUUAUUAUGAGUUUCUUUUGAAACUCUUUGUACCUUUUCAUAUUUUGCUAAUGGUAAUCAGGUUUUGUAUGUAGUUGAGUAUAAUAUGUAUAUAAUAUAAACUUGGUAUCAAAAAAUAAGUUACCUCAUUAUUAUUCCUUGGUAUUAUAUACAGUGCAGAUUCUAAUUUUUCUGAUAUUUUUAUAAUACACAAUAGUAACAUUACUUCUUUUUUUUUUAA
This is a messenger RNA of Agrilus planipennis (emerald ash borer), 1461 nucleotides long. It is a transcript of the gene CSN7, whose product is annotated as COP9 signalosome complex subunit 7a. Gene Ontology annotation, biological process: COP9 signalosome assembly. Gene Ontology annotation, cellular component: COP9 signalosome. The transcript is spliced from 5 exons. The coding region runs from base 306 to 1112 and encodes 268 amino acids. The record is from RefSeq and is a predicted model, not a curated record. Lineage: Eukaryota; Metazoa; Arthropoda; Insecta; Coleoptera; Buprestidae.